Molecule: messenger RNA, 2829 nt
Organism: Neopelma chrysocephalum (saffron-crested tyrant-manakin)
Lineage: Eukaryota; Metazoa; Chordata; Aves; Passeriformes; Pipridae
Gene: ADRB2
Product: adrenoceptor beta 2
Exons: 2
Coding region: 140-1345 (401 amino acids)
Biological process (GO): negative regulation of smooth muscle contraction; adenylate cyclase-activating adrenergic receptor signaling pathway; norepinephrine-epinephrine-mediated vasodilation involved in regulation of systemic arterial blood pressure
Cellular component (GO): membrane
Molecular function (GO): beta2-adrenergic receptor activity; norepinephrine binding
Source: RefSeq, a predicted model, not a curated record
GCGGUCCCAGGUCCGCACGGCGGGAGCGUCCCCGCACCUGCGAUCCCGUAUGCGCGGCGCCCAGAGCAGCGCUGCCGCUGCGGAGCCCUAAGCAAAGCCGAGCCCCCCCCCGCCGCCCCUGGGGGGCUGCUGGCGGGCCAUGGCGGUGGCAGGCACCGAGCUGCCCGGCGGCAACGUCAGCGCCAACCAGAGCGCCGCCGACCCCACGGUGUCGCGGGACGUGUGGAUGGUGGGCAUGGGGAUCCUCAUGUCGGUGAUCGUGCUGGCCAUCGUCUUCGGCAACGUGCUGGUGAUCACUGCCAUCGCCCGGUUCCAGCGCCUGCAGACUGUCACCAACUACUUCAUCACCUCGCUGGCCUGCGCUGACCUGGUGAUGGGGCUGGGCGUGGUGCCCUUCGGCGCCUUCCACAUCAUCAUGGAGAUGUGGCAGUUUGGGAACUUCUGGUGUGAGUUCUGGACCGCCUUGGAUGUGCUCUGUGUCACAGCCAGCAUUGAGACCCUCUGUGUCAUUGCUGUGGACCGGUACUUCGCCAUCACCUCCCCUUUCAAGUACCAGAGCCUGCUGACUAAGAGCAAGGCACGCGGGGUCGUCCUCGUCGUGUGGGUGGUCUCAGCCCUCACCUCCUUCUUGCCCAUCCAAAUGCACUGGUACCGGGCAGACCAUGCAGAGGCCAUCCGGUGCUAUGAGAAGGACACAUGUUGUGACUUUUUCACCAACCAAGCCUAUGCCAUUGCCUCCUCCAUCAUCUCCUUCUACCUGCCACUCAUCAUCAUGGUAUUUGUGUAUGCCAGGGUCUUCCAGGUGGCCAAGAAGCAGUUGCAGAAGAUAGAUAGGAGCGAGGGGAGAUUUCACACCCAGAACAAGGAGCAGGAGCAGAAAGGGGGAGCCGGGUACCGCCGUGCCUCCAAGUUCUUGAAGGAGCACAAGGCCCUCAAGACCCUGGGCAUCAUCAUGGGCACCUUCACGCUGUGCUGGCUGCCCUUCUUCAUUGUCAACAUCGUGCACGUCAUCCAGGACAACAUCAUUCCCAAGUACUUGUACAUCCUCUUGAACUGGCUGGGCUAUAUCAACUCUGCCUUCAACCCUUUGAUCUACUGCCGGAGCCCGGACUUCAGGUACGCCUUCCAGGAGCUCCUGUGCUUCCGCAGGUCUGCCCUGAAGAUGUAUGCCAAUGGCUACUCCAACAGCAACGGCAGGGGAGACUACAAUGAGGAGGAAAACGGCUACCCCCUGGCACCGGAUAAAACCUGCGACUUGCUCUGUGAAGAGGGUUCCUUCCCUCACCCCGAGGACUUUUUGCACUGCAAAGAGAUCCCUGGGUGUCCAGGAAUGGUGAAGAGCUGAAUGGACCAACCUCUCUUCCUCACCAUCCUGAGCUCAUGAGGGCUCUGAAGAGAUUGAGUGGGAGCACAGCCUUGCUUCCCUGAGCCUGGGGAUGCUGUGGGAAGUGAUUGCCUUGGCAAAUGUCUUCAUCCUAACCCAUAGCCCAUCGUGCAUCACCUGAAGAAGAAGCUGGUGAAAGAUAACCAGGGGACCAGGAAAGGCUCUGCUAGCCUUGGAGGACACCACUGGGGGACUGGCACUACGAGAGGCACUUUGCAGGAGUCACUGCUUGUGGAACCAGCUCUGGAAAGAGGCUACAGGAGCCCUGUGAACUGAAGGAGAGGAAUGUCUAAAUCAUGAUAAAAGGCGCAGAGAGGUUUCCUGGGCACAGUAACCUUGGAAAGCACUUUCAAAAGGGGAGUACCAGGACCACGUGGUCAUCUCCAGUGUCUGAUUUGGAAGAGGCACAGCAAGGUCACUGCCUAAUGGUCAGGUCAGGAGACCAGCAGGAUGCCUGUUUGUGUGCUGGUUGGGGAUCCAGAUGAAACAGGAAUCUGUCCAAGACCAAGAGAGAAGGAGUAUGGAAGAUUGCAUUGACUUAUUCUGUGCUUGUUUCUCCUUCUGGUGUCUUCUCUGUCUACCUCUUCUUCUCUGUAGGCCCAUAUACAUCAUGUGGGGCCCAGACUCUCACAAACAAGCAGAAGGAUUGGCACAGGGUAAAUCCUGCCUAGUGCAGAUGCAAUGUGGCCUUUGUUUGCUCCUUGUGCCAACAAAUGUGCAACUGUCAUGCCUGGACUUCAGACAGGAGAAAGGCUGGAACCUGGCAGUCGUUUCACUUGCAAGCAGUCACAUUCUAGCAUGACCAGCCACCCUUGGGAGCCAAGUUGUAACACCUGAGCCUCAAAACAUCACAGAGCAUCUGUCCCUCUCCUACAGCUGUGGGAAGGAGUAUAUGGACAGGCUGCACACUCAGCUCCUGCUUCUUGGAUUGGGAAAAACUCAUUAAGCAGUGAAAGAGACAGACGUGGAGGGAGUGACAGACCUCAGGCAGAAAACAGUAGGAAAAACUGACUCAAAACCAUAGGAAAAUGUGCACCUUUGACUUGCAGGUGGUGCCCCAGCUGUGGACUGUCAUGCCCAGCUGGGCAGCUGCAAAUGUCUGGUCACUGAGCUGCUCCCAGAGACCUGGGCAAAACAUGCUGGUACCAAACUGUGCGGGAGCCCCAUCUCAGACCUUCUCUCUUGGGCUUCCAGCUGCAAACUCCUUCUCUCAUGUGCAAUUGUAUUUAUUUAUUUAUUUUCUUGCUGCUUGAUGUGAAGCUGCUAAAUGAGCCGCCUCCCCACAAACACCCUCAGCCAAGAGAGGAUGGAGGGAGGGGGUGUGAGGUGUGUCUGUGCAAGGGGACUGGGCAGAGGGGCAGGAGAGAGGGACACCUCCCAGGAGCAACCUUCUAGUGGAAGCUGUCCUUGCCCAUGGUGGAGAGGUUGGACUAGAUGAUCUUUAA